This is a messenger RNA of Thecamonas trahens ATCC 50062, 783 nucleotides long. RefSeq names its product 14-3-3 family protein epsilon. The transcript has 5 exons. Bases 34 to 783 code for a protein of 249 amino acids. The record is from RefSeq and is a predicted model, not a curated record. Gene Ontology annotation, biological process: signal transduction. NCBI's taxonomy places the organism in Eukaryota, Apusomonadida, Apusomonadidae. Gene Ontology annotation, cellular component: cytoplasm.
CGCCACACUAUCCUCUUCAACUCUACGCCGAAGAUGUCCGACCGUGCCGCUAACGUUUACAUGGCCAAGCUCGCCGAGCAGAGUGAGCGCUACGACGAGAUGGUCGAGUCGAUGGGUCUUGUUGCCAAGCUUGACGUCGAGCUCACCGUCGAGGAGCGCAACCUCCUUUCGGUCGCCUACAAGAACGUCAUCGGUGCCCGCCGCGCCUCGUGGCGCAUCAUCUCCUCCAUCGAGCAGAAGGAGGAGUCCAAGGGCAACGAGGAGCACGUCGAGCGCAUCCGCGCCUACCGUGCCCGCGUCGAGGCCGAGCUGCAGAAGAUCUGCGCCGACAUUCUCGACAUCCUCGACCACCACCUCAUCCCGUCGUCGACCACCGGCGAGUCGCGCGUCUUCUACUACAAGAUGAAGGGCGACUACCACCGCUACCUCGCCGAGUUUGCCACCGGCUCGGGCCGCAAGGCUGCCGCCGAGAACUCGCUCAUUGCCUACAAGGCCGCCUCGGACAUUGCCCUCACCGAGCUCCCGCCCACCCACCCGAUCCGCCUUGGCCUCGCCCUCAACUUCUCGGUCUUCUACUACGAGAUCCUCAACUCGCCCGACCGCGCGUGCCAUCUCGCCAAGCAGGCCUUUGACGACGCCAUCGCCGAGCUCGACACCCUCUCGGAGGAGUCGUACAAGGACUCGACGCUCAUCAUGCAGCUGCUCCGCGACAACCUCACCCUCUGGACCUCGGACAUGCAGGGCUCGGACGGCGACGAGAAGGAGAAGGACGGCGACGAGUAA